Oryza sativa Japonica Group (Japanese rice) is the source of this 7487-nucleotide messenger RNA. RefSeq lists its product as uncharacterized. Lineage: Eukaryota; Viridiplantae; Streptophyta; Magnoliopsida; Poales; Poaceae. The record is from RefSeq and is a predicted model, not a curated record.
CACGCCACCGCCGCGCCGUCGCCGCCUCCUCGUCGGCGGCGCGUCCCCCCCCACCUCCGCCGCCGCCGCCACCUCCCGCACCUCGCGGCCGCGUGGGUAGUAAUAAUACCACCCCCACUCCCAGGGGGCCCACGCGGGCGCGCGCCGGACCUUGGCUGCGGCUGGCUAGGGUUUCAUGCGGGCGCGCCCCCGCCUCCGAUGUCGCACCCCGGCAAGUUCGUCUCCGUUAACCUCAACCGAUCCUACGGCCAGCCCGCGCCCUCGCACCAUGGAGCCCGCCCCUCGCGCCCCUCCGCCUCAUCCGGUGGCGGCGGCGGCGGGGGUGGGGGUGGCGGCAUGGUCGUGCUCUCCCGCUCCCGUGGCUCCUCCGUGUCCAAGCCCCAGCCGCCCAAGCUCUCCGUCCCGCCGCCGCUGAACCUCCCCUCGCUCCGCAAGGAGCACGAGCGGUUCGAUGGCGCCGCCGCGGCCGCGGGCGGCGGGGCCGCCUCCGCGCCCGUCCGAUCCGGGGCGCCCACGGCCGGCUGGACCAAGCCCGCCCCGGCCGUCGAGAAGCCGCUGCCUCCCGCUUCCGUGCUGCUCCCUGGCGGCGGCCCCAGGCCCCCGCCCUAUGGAUUCCCGGAGAAGGCCGCCGCCGCCGCCGUUGUCUUGCGUGGGGAGGACUUCCCUUCCCUGAAAGCGUCCGUCGCGCCGCCGCCUCCACCGCCCGCGCAACGUCACAAGGACGCUGAUGGGGUGCGGGUCGCCACUCCGGAGACACGGCCGCCGCUGGGCAUGCGACCGCAGGUGACGCCGUCUCGUGCCGCUGAGCCCUUGUCCUCUACUGGUGGCACCGGCACUGGUGAUCAUGUAUCUGCGGAGAAGGCGCAAAGGAAUGAUUUGGGGCCACUUCCACUUGUCCGGCUUAGGUACGAUUCCGACUGGGCUGAUGAUGAGCGUGAUACGGGGUUGACCCUCCCAGAGCGUGACAGUAGGGAGAGGGGAUUCGGUAGGAGCGAGCCUGCGGUUGCAGGCCGUGACAUUUAUGGGGGCAUGAGGGAUCCCUUCAAAAAAGAGCCCUUUGUAAAAGAUUUGAUUGCUAGCAGCAAAGAGGGUGGCCAGGAUGCGGCGUGGCGAUCUCCUAUGUCGAGCCAACAAGAUAGAGAACGGACAGACGGACGGCCAUACAGCGCAGGGAGAGGAAGCAGUGCGCAAUCAUCUUAUCGUGAAAGCAUGAAUGGUGAUGCUUCCAAGGAUUCCUGGAAUACAAGUAGGGAGCCAGGUGUGCGUGUAUAUGGACAGAAUGGGGCAGAACCGUAUAGGAAUGCACGUGUGGGGGAGACUCCUGGUGAACGUUAUGGCAACAUUUCAAAUAACUGGUACAGAGGGAAUCCUUUCCAGAAUAGUUUUGUUUCCAAGGUGCAACCAUUCCCUGGUAAUAAAGGGCCUUUAAAUAAUGAGCCACCUGCAAAUUUUGGCAGGGAGAAGCGUCUCACUGGAACCCCUGCGAAGCCUUUAAUUGAGGAUGGAGGUUUCGAUAGUAUUACAGCUGUUAAUUUAAGUGCAAUAAAGAAGAAAAAGGAGGCGGCCAAACCAGCUGAUUUCCACGACCCAGUAAGGGAAUCGUUUGAGGCAGAGCUUGAUAGAAUCUUGAGGUUACAGGAGCAAGAAAGGCAACGUGUACUGGAAGAACAGGCAAGGGCCAGAGAAAUUGUUCGGAAACAAGAGGAGGAGAGGGAGAGACUAAUAAGAGAGGAGGAAGAGAGGCAACGGUUGGUGGAAGAAGAGGCAAGACAUGCUGCGUGGCUUGCGGAGCAAGAAAGAUUGGAAGCUGCUAAAAGAGCUGAGGAGCAGAGAAUUGCUAGGGAGGAGGAGAAAAGGAAGGCCGCUAUUGAGGAGGAGCGGCGUAAAGAAGGUGCACGCAAAAAACUCCAAGAGUUGGAGGCAAGGAUUGCUAGACGACAAGCAGAAUCGAACAUUAGGGAUGGGGAUCUUGCUUCAUGUAUCAAUGAUGAACUUUUGCCUGGAGCCGUGAAGGAUAAAGAUGUGCCACAAUCUGCUAAUACUGACGACAGACAUGAUUUUGAUAGAAUGGGUGAGCGCGUCAAUACCUCUGCAUCGUCGGAGUCCUCUAGUAACAACAGGUACAAUGAUAUAGUUCCAAGAGUGCACACUUUGAGAGAUGGACACUCAUCGCUUGUUGAUAGAGAACAUGCACAUUUUAGUGGAAGGACAUCAUUUCAAGACCAGGAAAGUGCUCACUACAGUCCACGGCGUGAAACUUUCACUGCAAGGAGGGGAAAUUACCCUAAGAAAGAUUCUUAUGAUGGUUUUGUGACUGUGACAGUCAGGCCAUCUUCGAGAGGCCGGACUAACGAUUCACCUUGGGCAUCAGAAGAGUACCAUCAUGGAAGGGCUCCAAGGUGGGAUGCACCAAGGGAGAACGAUAGGUUUGACAAGCAAUCUGACUUUGACACUGAGUUUUUUAGUAGCGACAGAUUUGGAGAUCCAGCUUGGCUGCCCAGUAGUUCACAUGAGGGCCCCAAUCGUCACCAAGGAGAGAAGAUGUUUCAUAGCUCUGAGGAUAAUGAGUUCCCUUUUACAAGGCCCCGUUACUCGAUGCGGCAACCACGUGUACCCCCACCCCCAGCUGUGGCCAGAAGUACGGUUGGUCCUUCCACUCAACAUGCGAAUUCUUCUUUUGUGGAAAGUGGGUUGAGAGAGAGUUCUAGUAGGGAAGAGCAUACUAUGCAGACCGAAUAUGGACGUGUAUACCAAGAGGCAUCUCACCAGCAUGGGACAUCAGCUGAAGGCAUUGUUCUAGAUGAACAGCAAAAUGGGGAUAGGGAAAACCCUAUAUUGGGCUCACAAUCUUCUCUGUCUGUUUCGAGCCCUCCUAGUUCACCUCCACAUGUUUCACAUGAUGAGAUGGAUGUUUCUGGUGAUUCACCUGCGUUGCCAACUUCUGCUGAUGGUGAUCGAACUGUGAUGUCUGACAUUGACCAUGCGGCUUCAACCUUAGAUGCAGCCAACACAAGCAGAAUCAAUACCUCAAGCACAGUUUCUCACUUGGAGGAUGAUGAAUGGCCAAGUGAAAAUAAUGAAAAUCGUCAAAAGCAAGAUGAGUAUGACGAAGAAAGCAAUAGCUACCAGGAAGAUGAAAUCAAUGAAGGUGACGAUGAAAAUCUUGACUUGGAUGAUGAGUUUGCAGAGGGGCAUAGUACACAUAUAGAAAUGGAACCGGUUAUACUUGGAUUUGAUGAGGGUGUACAGGUUGAAAUCCCCCCAAAUCCUGAGGUUGAGUUAGUAUCCAUGAAGAACACACACUCAGGUGUCAUGGAGCAGCAGGUGGGCAGUAGUUCAGUUUGUCCUUCUGACUUGGUUACUGAAGCAGAGAAGGCACUGCGGAAUUUGGCUCUUGAUCAAAUAAAUGCUUUGACAGAUGAAACUAACAAUGAGCCAUCCAAUAGCUUAGUAGCAUCUGCGCCAGGCUCCAAGUUACAUCAAGCACCUUCCACUGAUCCUAUUAUGCCACCAGCUUCAGCAGUUAGUGGCCGGAGUGAAGUCCCUGUCAAUCUCCAGUUUGGUUUAUUUUCUGGGCCUUCUUUGAUACCAACUCCUGUUCCAGCCAUUCAGAUUGGUUCCAUUCAAAUGCCUAUAAAUCUCCACAACCAGAUUAAUCCAUCCCUAUCUCAAGUACACCCUUCACCAGCUCCAUUGUUCCAGUUUGGCCAGUUGAGGUAUGUGCGCCCUAUUGCCCAGAAUGUUCAGUCGGUUUCUCAGGCGAUGCCUUCAAUUCAUUCAUCUGCACCAGCUCCUUAUAUAUUGAACCAGUAUGGUUCAAGUGGUCUCCCAAAUGAAAUUAAUCAACACACUCACCAGAAUAUCCCAAGAGAGGCAGCUCAGUCCAGCUCUAUUGAGAAAUCUGUGGUGUCUGCAGCCAAUCUUUCCUUUAUGUUGCAGCAUUCAGAUUCUCAGAAGCUUGGUGCACCUGCAAUCAACCAGAUGGUUGAUGCAGAGGGAUUUCACAACCUGCUGGAUAGAUCUUCCCUGGGGGAAAACAUGUGCAGAGUUUCAAAACCUGAAAGUCACAGGAAUCAUGAUAUCUCUCUGAAGAGGAAUUACAGACCUACUUCUAACAACAGAGAAUCUUCUCAAGUUAAUUCAGAUGCAAAAAUUGUGAGUGGUCCAAAGGCUCCAGGUGCUGUACCUGGUGGAAGAGGGAGAAAAUACGGUUAUGCUGUCAAGGAAUCUAAUAUAAGGUCAACAAGUUCAGUUGACCAUUCUAAUAAAGAUUCAAGAGGAUUACAGAGGAGGUCUCGUAGGAACAUAAGAAGAACUGAAUUUAGAGUUCGGGAAAAUGUCGAAAAGAACCACAUUCAAGAUGAGUCAUUUAGUCACAGUGAGCAGAACGAGAAGCCAUAUUCCAAUGGAACAGCAAGAGAAAUUCCUUUGAAAAAUCCAAACAGAAGGGAAGGUGAUAAGUCAUUUAGGGCUAAUGAAGCAAUCGAUCUUAGUGCAGGUCCAUCUACAUGUGCUAAUUAUUACAGCAAGACAGAGAGAAGUACACACAAGGCUCCAUCUUACGAGAGAUCUCAUAGUGGGAACAAGAAAUCGAGAGCAGGUGGUGCUAUCCCUGAAGGAGAUGUUAAUGCUUCAUCACAGGCUGCAGUUGCACGUGUUGUUAGGCAGCAGGGCAUCGAAAUCCCUGUUGAUGCAGAUGGUUUUAUUGAAGUAAGGUCUAAGAGGCAGAUCAUGAGUGUCAGGAGAGAACUGAGGGAGAAAGAAAAUAGAUCCAAGAUGAGGAUAGCAAAGGCUCCCCGCAAACAGCAUCAAGUUUCUCUGCACAGUUCUAGUAGUCCAAAUUUGAACAAGGGAACUGUUUCUUUGGCAGAACCUGCAAAGAAAGCUUCUUUGGAUUCUGUCAUGGCUGUUGAAAGCAGAAUCAUUGACCCUGCUGAAUCAUCUGUUGCACUAAAGGGUGAUAAAGCUUCCAUGACACCCAUAGGGCAACCUUUGGUCAACGCAGAAUCUCAUACAAACUACUACGCAAAGAAGCCUAUCAAUAGCCAGCCAUCCUCAGAUGCGGUCAAUUCAGGAAAGCUCGUGACAAGCCUAUCUGAAGAAAACAAUAAAACGAUGCCCAUUAGCACUCCAUUUAACAUAGGCACCUGGGAUAAUUCACAAUUAAACCAGCAGGUUAUGCCAUUAACUCAAACUCAACUUGAAGAAGCUAUGAAACCAGGGAAGUUUGAACAAGCUGGUUCUGGCUUUUCUUUGGAGCCCAACAAUGCUCUGUCUCCCACACUAGGUUCUGAAAAAACAUUCCCUUCAUCUGCUAGCCCUAUUAAUUCCCUUCUUGCCGGGGAGAAGAUUCAGUUUGGAGCAGUUACCUCACCAACUGUACUGCCUCCAGUCAGCCGAACUAUUACAAGUGGGCUUGGUCCUCCAGGUUCAUCUAGGCCUGAUAUGAAGAUUCAUCGCAACUUGCCUGGUGAUAGCAAUAGUACUGCCAUUUUGUUUGAUAAGGAGACGUCUACAACAAAGGAACCAUCACCAAACUCCGAUGAUGUUGAAGCUGAAGCUGAGGCUGAAGCAGCUGCCUCUGCUGUAGCUGUUGCAGCUAUUAGUAGUGAUGAGAUAGUUGGAUCUGGAGCUGAUGCAACGGCAGCUUCUGCUUCAGACAACAAAAGUUUCGGCAAUAAGAAUCUUGCUGGAUUAGCAUCAGGAGGUCAAUCAUCCACAGAUGAACCACUCAGCGUCGCUCUUCCAGCAGACUUGUCAGUUGAUACUCCACCAAUGUCCCUGUGGCACCCUCUGCCAAGUCCACAGGCAUCAGGACCGAUGCUUUCUCAAUUUCCUGGUGCACAGCCAUCCCACUUUUCCUGCUUUGAGAUGAACACAAUGUUAGGAGGGCAGAUUUUUGCAUUUGGACCAAGUGAUGAAUGUGCUGGUUCUCAGGUUCAGCAGCCUCAAAGAAGCAAUGCUUUACCUUCAGCACCAUUGGGAGCUUGGCCACAAUGCCACUCUGGGGUUGAGUCAUUUUAUCGUCCUCCCACUGGGUUUGCUGGUCCUUUCAUUAGCCCUGGAGGGAUACCAGGCGUACAAGGUCCUCCACAUAUGGUGGUCUACAAUCACUUUGCUCCUGUAGGGCAGUUUAGUCAAAUGGGACUUGGUUUCAUGGGAACCACUUAUAUUUCUGGUGACAAGCAGCCUGACUGGAAGCAAAACCAAGGACCUCCGGUUGUUGGUGUUAGCCAGAGUGAUCCAAACAACCAAAAUAUGGUACCUGGUCAAGUAAGCUCGCCCAGUGUUCCUACUCCAGUACAGCAUCUACGCCCAACCUCCAUCAUGCCAAUUCCAUCUCCACUGACCAUGUUUGAUAUUGCUCCAUUCCAGUCAUCUACAGAUAUACAGAUGCAGCCUUGUUGGCCACAUAUGCCUGUAGCACCACUACACACCGUCCCAUUAUCAGUGCCACUACAGCAGCAUCCAAUGGACGGCACAGCUGCAGCGCAGUUUGUUCAUAACAUCCAAGUGGACAACAAAGCGAGUUCGAAUAACCGGUUCCAGGAGCCCUCUGCUUCUGUUGUUCCAGCAGAUAACAGCAAGAACAUUCCAAAUGCAUCUGCUACUCAGUUUACAGAUGAUUUAGGCCUUGUUGAACAGCCAGCCUCCACAAGUUCAAAUGCUCAAACUGUUCAGCCUUCGUUUGCCCGGGUAGGCAUGAUCAGCAAUGAAGUCCCAAACAGUGCCAAAGUUAUGGGUAGGUCGUCGAACACACCAAAUGUUAACCCUGGGAUUGCUACAGGGGUCAGCAACUCAAAUGGAAGUCAGGUUGCCAGCAUGCCUUCCAAGCCCCACCAAUCUUCAUCAUCAUCGGGUCAACAGUACCAACAUCAAGUUAAUAAUCAAGAUCGUCGGUCUCGGGUGACCCAAAAGACUGGAGCUGUCAAUGAAUGGCAACGCCGUUCAGGAUACCAGGGAAGGAAUCAAAAUUCCGGUUCUGACAAGAACUUGGGCACUGGUAGGAUGAAGCAGAUCUAUGUUGCAAAAUCAUCAUCAGCAAGUGGCCAUGCCCCAUCUGGUUAGAAGCACAAAUGCUCUUUUGCAAAGCCUGCGUCAAUCAGGAGGCCGCAACAGCUCGACUCGAGCAUAUUUGCACCAGACACAUGCGAAAUGUGUUGUCACUCCAUGUCUGUCUAUCCUUUUUGUUUUCUUUGGCGAUUAUAGCCUGUGCUGAUCAUUUAUCUAUUUUUGGUUCAUUGUCUUGCAUAGAGAAAAGAAAAAGGUAGUGUGGUUGCAGUGUCAAAACUUUAUAGUGAUAUCGUGACAUGCCUGGAUAAAAUUUGCAACCUUCAAAAUAUGCUGUUGUGUAAGUCGAUGGUGUGCCGUCUGAAUUGUUAAUACUAUUAUCAUUAUCAUUAUUAUUUUUCCGGACUCUGGAGGUUUAAACAGCCUCGGAGAUUGCUAUAAUAGGGAUGAAAACAUGCCCCUUGUGAAUGUGUCCA